Messenger RNA from Actinia tenebrosa (Australian red waratah sea anemone), 1486 nucleotides. RefSeq lists its product as uncharacterized. The record is from RefSeq and is a predicted model, not a curated record. Lineage: Eukaryota; Metazoa; Cnidaria; Anthozoa; Actiniaria; Actiniidae.
UAUAUCCUCCAGAUCCGCCAUUAAAUAUUAGAUCCGUAAUAAAACAAACCUAUUUCGACUGUCUUCAAGGCCAAGAAUAUCAAAACCGACGUUCUAGAUAUGGCAGACUGUAAAGCUGUGGCAGAUCCAAAGGCAUCCAUGGUCAACCUUCUUGGACCUGAAGCCAUGUCCCACAAUGUCUAUAACCACAUCCUUCUCUCUCCAACACAAGUGUCAAGGAAUCUCUCUCUACCGCCAAACCAGUCCUCAGGUCUUAUUGGGGGGCGAUCCAGAAUGGGGGACAGAGUAAUUGAGAACUUUAUUUCAUCAGCUGACACCAUUGCUGCUCCAAAACCCAAACCUAAACAAGAUGGCCUCCAGUUUUCAACCAGUACAAGUACAAGCUGUAAUUUUGAUUUUACAAGCAGGGAAGAGAGUUCAAGAGUUGAAGAACCUUACAGGAUGGCUUGCACUAUGGCCAACUCAGAAGCUGUGUGCCUCUCAUUAAGCGAUGACGAGGAUUGGAUUCAAACCUUUAAUAAAGAAGGGGUUGAUGAAUGUGAGCUUGCUUCAGAAGUUGACAGAAAAGCUGUUGAAGAUGACAAGGAAAUUCACUCAGUUGAAGAUUUUAUUCAAUUGCACCUAAUGUAUUCAUCGGAAACAUCCAAGACAUCAAGUGAGCCAUCUACAAGUCAAAACAGUGAUGAUGACCAUAGUUGUUCUGUGAAUGACCUACAACAAUUGGUACAGAAAACUAAUGAAAUCAUUAAACAUAAUAGACUAUUGCAAGAAGAAAUUGCCACUUUGAAAAAGCAGACAACAGUACAAACAAAAGUAUUGACAAAGCUGUUGAGGAAGAAACAAAAAAGACUGCAAUCUUCUACAAAAACUAAAAUUUAGAAUUCACUGCUGGUUUAUAGUCACUAGUUGAUAAAAUAUUCUUCUUUUUGUGGGAUUUUACUACAUUUAUUUUUUACAUUACUGGGUGCUUAGUGUUGAUAAUAGUGAUUAGUGUUAAGUCAAAACUUUUCAAAAGCCUAGAUUUUAAAUCUAGAGUAUUGUUAAAAAAAUUAAAUCCAUUCAAUCUUAAUUAAUCUUAAUUAAUUAAUUAAUCUUAAUCUUAAUCUCUUGUCAAUACAAACAAAUAACUGUCACCAAAAAUACAAAAAAGAAAUCAAAUUAACUAGAAAUAAUAAUUAAAAUGUAUUUAUGAGAAAGGUCUUUCAUCUAAACUUUUGCUUGCAAAUAAAGCAGGGAAGUGUUAAAAAUAAGCUAUUUAAUUUUUUCUGUUUUGUAUUGAGGAUUUCGAUGAUAAUGUAAUAUCACACCUCUCAAACGAUUGAUUGCCAAAGUCAGCCUGAAUGGAUUAAAAGUUUUAAAUCCAAAAUUUCUGAAGUUGAAACAAGACUUAAUAGCAGGCCUCGAAAUUAAAGCAAGGGUUGAUUAUUUAGAAUCAUAUACACAUGUCAUGAAAUUAACCUUUUUUUAAUUCUUGAAGGGUACGUAC